Molecule: messenger RNA, 697 nt
Organism: Coffea eugenioides
Lineage: Eukaryota; Viridiplantae; Streptophyta; Magnoliopsida; Gentianales; Rubiaceae
Product: non-symbiotic hemoglobin 2-like
Exons: 4
Coding region: 59-547 (162 amino acids)
Molecular function (GO): oxygen binding; heme binding
Source: RefSeq, a predicted model, not a curated record
UAAAGUGAGGGAAGGGGCUACCAUAUAAUCGGCGCAAAGAUCAGGGAGAGGAGCAAAAAUGGUGUUGAGUGAGAAGCAAGAAGCUUUGGUAAAGGAGUCUUGGGAGCUGAUGAAACAUGAUGUUCCUCGACACAGUUUUCGUUUAUUUACACUGAUCAUGGAGAAAGCACCAAGGGCAAAGGACUUGUUCUCAUUUCUAAGGGAUACGGAUGAAAUUCCAGAGAACAAUCCCCAGCUCAGGGCACAUGCUGCCAAAAUUUUCAAGCUGACUUGCGAAUCAGUAGUGCAGCUGCGAGAGAAGGGGGAAGUGGCGGUUGGCGAUACUACUCUCAAGUGGUUGGGAUCAGUUCAUCUCCAGAAAGGAGUUCUUGAACCCCAUUUUGAGGUUGUGAAAGAAGCAUUGCUGAAAACGAUCCAAGAGGCUGCGGGAGAAAAAUGGAGCGAGGAAAUGAAGAAUGCUUGGGGAGAAGGCUAUGAUCACUUGGCAGCAGCAAUUGUGCGUGAGAUGCAGGUCCAGGCUGCGGCUUCAUCAAAGCCUAUUGCUUAACAGCCAAAUCAAGAUUUUAAUAGUUUAUUAGAGUCAGUUAUAGUAAUUUUAUUAUUUAAGAAUUGAUGUUUUAUUAUGUAAUUUAUUGCGUUUGUCAAGGCUUGUUUGCUAAAUCAUCUACGUCAUAAAUAAAAAGUCUUAUUGUUGUCA